AUGCUUUUCACUUUUUCUUGCUCUACACCAAUUCCAGUGUCACACACUGCAAGUUUUAGCUUGGAUUCUGCACAAAAUGUGCAGCAUACUUCAAUAAACCCUUUUAAUGUGAAUUUAAGAGAGUUGCUGAGAAGAUUUAGAAGGAUUUGGCUCAAUCUGAGAGGGUCUGUGAACGCAAAAUCAGGUAGUUCAGGAUCAAUUCUAGUUAUAACAGAAAGACCUUUUUUUUCUGCUUGAAUCUUUAUCAGCUGAAUUGUAUUAGAAAUCACAUCUCUCAGCAGGAAUUUAGAUUUUUGAACAGUAAAGACCCCCAGUUAG
Molecule: messenger RNA, 318 nt
Organism: Blepharisma stoltei
Lineage: Eukaryota; Ciliophora; Heterotrichea; Heterotrichida; Blepharismidae
Source: the annotation of a GenBank genome assembly